GUCUGUCCGCGGGCCUCGUCGCUGCUGGGUCCGUGCGCCCCCGCCCCGUGUACGCCACUCCACGCGCGCGCGAUUUUGCUACACGCACUCGAGGUGUGCGCGUGUGUGUGGAUGUGUGAUUUAAUCAGUGAUGGUCUUGGCUCCCGUGACCAAAACGCUCGUGUUGGUCGCGUCUGAGUUGCAGCGGUCAUUGCAACGAUUGGGUGAUUUCGUUGGUGUGGUUUGCACGCGAAUCGGCGGAGUUUGAGGAGUAGAUGAGCGGAGUUCUAACGCUGUGCGCUGAAGAUGAAGUUCGCUCGCGGCAUCGCCACAUGGACAAUCCAGGACCCAGCGAGCCAGAGACUCACCUGGUACAAGCCUCCCCUCUCGGUGCUGGUCAUCAAGAAGGUCCGCGACGCACAGGUCAUUCCAGCCGUUCCUCCAGCUGGUCAAAUGGCUGACUAUAGAAAAGAGAAUGCUAGUGUUUGUAGAAGCUUCAGUCAUGGAAGAGUCGCUGGUCACCAACCACUCUGGCUUCCCGGUACUGAAGGACAAGCUCAUGAGUUUCCGAGAGGGGCAAGAUGAUCUCACAGACAAAAUUGAUUUCAUCAUUUGUUUAGGUGGUGAUGGCACUCUCCUCUAUGCCUCAUCACUCUUCCAGCAAAGUGUGCCACCAGUCAUGGCCUUCCACCUGGGGUCCCUGGGUUUUCUCACUCCCUUUAAGUUCGACAAUUUUCAGGAUCAGGUCACUAAUGUCCUUGAAGGCCACGCAGCCCUGACCUUGAGAUCGCGUCUGAGAUGCAUCAUUCUUCGCAAAGACCAAGAGACUGGCAAGGGUGGCUGUCCCCCCACAAACCUCUUGGUAUUGAAUGAAGUGGUCAUCGACCGUGGACCCUCACCAUAUCUCUCCAACAUUGACCUCUACCUUGAUGGCAAGAGAAUCACAUCAGUACAAGGAGAUGGCUUGAUUGUAUCAACUCCUACGGGUAGCACAGCCUAUGCCGUGGCUGCUGGAGCCUCCAUGAUCCACCCAUCGGUGCCAGCCAUCAUGGUGACCCCCAUCUGCCCUCACUCCCUCUCCUUCAGGCCCAUCGUUGUGCCAGCAGGCGUCGAGCUCAAGAUUGCAGUAUCUAGAGACAGCAGAAAUACAGCGUGGGUAUCCUUUGAUGGAAGAAAAAGACAAGAGCUUUUACACGGGGAUAGUCUCAGAGUCACCACCUCCAUAUAUCCUGUUCCCUCAAUCUGUGCAGAGGACCAGAUUGCUGACUGGUUUGCAUCUCUAGACGAGUGUCUUCGCUGGAAUGACCGCAAGCGCCAAAAGCACUUUGAUGAUCCAGAUGACCUUUCCCCCCCGGACCUCACUCCAGACCUAACCCAUUCCUCAAGCUCAGACACUCUGGACUCACUCAGUGAGAGAAAUGAAGGCUUUGAUAAUUAGGCUGGUCCAAUGUGGAAGGGAUCAUGACCAGAAGAUGCACAUAGCACUAGUGAAUACGAGAAAAGAGACUUUGUGGCAGUGCAUGAACUGCGUUUUUCUGACUGAUGUAGAGUACAUUCAUGUCAAGUGCUCAUUCCUCAAAGUGCUGUAUUAUUCUCAAAUUAGAAGAUAUAUAUAAAAAAAUGUUUGCACACUUUUUAACAUAUUUCAUCCAUGUGGUCUCAUAACUGUAUCAUCACAUAAACUGUUAUUUUGUCUUGACAUUCUUGUUGAUCCAUGAGGAUGGUUCUCAUUGGCUAAGGUUCUCAGCAGCAGUUGUUGUUUCACAGAAGAAAAGAAAACACAUUUUAUGAUGACAUUUCACUAGUGCCAGCAGUUACUGAGCCAGCUUUUUAGGUCUUAUGUUACCUGUCUUUUAUACUGUAUAUUUGUUUAAUAAUUUAUUUAUUAAAGUUAAAAACAAAUCAUCAAAAUCUUAAUAAGAUGAAUAUGUUGUCAACACAUAAAGACUAUUGAUACUUUUAUAUUUUAUUUUUCUAAGUCUGUUAUCGUGUAUUUUGACAGUGUAAACACAUGGAUUUACAUGAGAAUUUUUUCAGUGAAAGAAAACAUGUCAUGUAAUUUUUCAGUUUUUAAAGUGGCAUAUUGGGUUGACUUGCCAAAUGACUAAGACAAAAAUAACUUUUGUUAUACUUUGAUUUAGACUCAUGUCCUUUGUAGGAAAUAAAAUGAUUUAUCAGUUACAAGAAUGUUAAGUUUUCAGUAAAUGUAGUGUUGAAUUAUCAUCAGUACCGAGUCAAUUCAGGAGGUUUAUAGUGAAGAUUACAUACUGUAGAUUGCCUGUUGUAUCAGAACUUGUGUGAUUUGGUCUUUAUAUACUGAAUUCCAGACUCCUUUUAAGAUCACUUUACUGGGAAUCAUUUUUCCACUGUUUCUUUUUCUCUUUUUAACUCCUAAGGAGGCCAUGCAUCAAGUUGGUGCUGCAAACAUCAAUUGUGAGAUGUAGUAUAUACUUUAUAGUUUUGGAGUACAAUACUGAUAUGCCAAACUGUUGACUAGCAUGUCAUUCAUUCUUGGUCAUUACCCCUCUUAAUAGGUAGUCCUUGUAUGUGCAAAUUGAUAACUGGAAUGGACGAGUAUAUUCAAAUCUCGGAAGGUACUAGAUUUUGAUCAGGUAUAGGUAAUGAAUGCAUUGGGAUGCACAAGUUAAAACUGGUCCUUAGUUACAGCUGUCUAGAUGUCCAUUCUUGGGUUUUAAGGUAUUUAUGUAGAACAUAUAUUCAUAUAAAACAUGUAUGAGAUUCAGAGUAUUGUUGAGAUAAAAUGAACAGAAAUUAUACAGAUUUUCACAAAAGGUGGUUAUAUAUCCAUUAAAGUUUUGUGUUGCAACUUCACAAAAUUCAUUGAGGCUCACUAAUGUUAGAAGACUCCAGUAAACAGUAGAUCAUAUUUAUGUUCAAAUCUGUUCAAUUUAUGCAAUAUACAAUCCAUGGCAGCGUCCUUGUUUUGAUAGAACACAAGACACUCUCAUGAAUCCUUCCACAUAUAAGUGUUGCCUUGAGCAGAAACACAUAGGAGUUCUGUUUGAUAUAGUGAGUAAGUCAUCACCGUUCUCUCAAAGUGUAGCUCAGGUUUAAAAUUACCAUGUUUUGUCUGUUUCAUAUUAAGAAAGUAAUGAGCGUAGUAUUGUGGAACAAGUCACUAAGUGUAUGUAACAAUUUUGGAUAAUUUAACAGUAGUAUCAGGAAGUAUUUUCAUAAGGUUUCAUCAUCAUCAUCACCACAAAAAUUAGGCCUUCCUAAUGAUACAUGGGUAAUUAUCA
Penaeus chinensis is the source of this 3239-nucleotide messenger RNA. Its product is annotated as NAD kinase-like. The coding region runs from base 455 to 1417 and encodes 320 amino acids. The transcript is spliced from 9 exons. The record is from RefSeq and is a predicted model, not a curated record. Lineage: Eukaryota; Metazoa; Arthropoda; Malacostraca; Decapoda; Penaeidae. Gene Ontology annotation, molecular function: NAD+ kinase activity. Gene Ontology annotation, biological process: NADP+ biosynthetic process; NAD+ metabolic process.